Messenger RNA from Armigeres subalbatus, 1392 nucleotides. RefSeq names its product zinc finger protein 544-like. The transcript is spliced from 2 exons. Gene Ontology annotation, molecular function: DNA-binding transcription factor activity; RNA polymerase II cis-regulatory region sequence-specific DNA binding. The record is from RefSeq and is a predicted model, not a curated record. NCBI's taxonomy places the organism in Eukaryota, Metazoa, Arthropoda, Insecta, Diptera, Culicidae. The coding region runs from base 172 to 1374 and encodes 400 amino acids. Gene Ontology annotation, biological process: regulation of transcription by RNA polymerase II.
UGGAAAACUUUACUCAGUCCUAUAUUGUGUGCUGCUCUGAAACUAGUGUCUUCGCUACGUUCCAUCUGACAGAAAUUGAAAAUAAUAACGCUUAGAUCUGAGCCAUAUCAACAAGUCUGCACAAGCCUAGACUUUGAAAACAUUUCAAUCAAAUCCAAGAAACCAUUUCCAAUGGAUCAGUCUUGUGUACCCAUCGUUGAUUUCUGGACUAGUUUCAGACCAAUUGUGCCGUACACACCAUCACCGGAUUCAUAUUAUCAUAAGCCAGAACCGGUAGAGGAAAAUCCGAGCUAUUCUGACAUCGAAGCAUUUUACGACAGCGUUGCCAACGGUAGCGGACCACCAUGUUAUAAACAAGAUUAUCCGUUCUCGUGGGAGCUACAAUCCCACAUUCCUUCCUGUUCCUACGUCCCAACUACUGACGAUGGUCCACUGGACCAGAAUAACAACAAUAACAACUAUUGUGAACUGAAGUCCUACCAGCCGUCGGAUCACUUCUCACAGCUCGAUUUGCGCGAACCGGUUGCUCAAGAAGUUAUCGUGCACACAGAAUAUAGUUCUCCUCUCUGUAAUCUUGAGCAAAAGACUGAGCAAAGUUCAUCUCAAGAAUCUUCACCGGAGACUGAUUGCAUUUCGGUCAUGGAAAAACCUAUCAAAAUCAAGCAGGAAUGUCCUGAAUAUAUUAAACAGGAAUAUUCGGAUUGCGUGAAACAAGAAUAUCAAGAAUGUUGGAAACAGGAAUAUCCGAAAAGUGUGGAGCAAGAAUAUCCAGUGUAUGUGAAACAGGAAACUCCAGAUUUUGCGGAGCAGGGAUUUCCACUUGAAAUCGUAGAGACAGUGUUCUCAAAAAAGACAUCAUCUGCGAAACUUCCUAUGCAAAAACGCAUUUCUGCCAAAUACACCAACCCAACUGGUGUUUAUGCCUGCCCAUUGUGCGAUCGUACUUUCAGCGGCAAAGGCGGCCUGACUCAGCACUACAACGCCCACCAUUCUGGUCCCAAGGAACAGCGAUGCGGCACAUGCGGCAAGCGGUUUUGUUUGUUGGAAGAUUUGGAAAAGCACCAACGUCGCCAUGAGGAGCUACAAAAGUCCAUUGUCUGUGAGUACUGCCCGAAAAAGUUCAACUACAAGUUCGACAUGAUUCGCCACGUGAAAGCGGUCCAUACGGAGGCAACCCAUAAAUGCCACCACUGCGGUAAAGGUUUUGUACGGCGAGAUCAUUUGCAGCUGCACGAAAACAAACACCGCCGCAAGUUGAACAACGAUGCUGCCGAACUGCUUCUACCGAAGAACAAAAAGAAGCAAGGAAAGAAGGUUGAUGCGUUGCGUGAUUCGUGGGAGGGGAUGGAGCAACGUGAAACAGUGACGAAAUAAAUAAACAUUGUUACCAAA